Messenger RNA from Oncorhynchus keta (chum salmon), 2070 nucleotides. RefSeq names its product homeobox protein MSH-C-like. Bases 79 to 930 code for a protein of 283 amino acids. Gene Ontology annotation, biological process: embryonic morphogenesis; regulation of transcription by RNA polymerase II. The transcript has 2 exons. The record is from RefSeq and is a predicted model, not a curated record. Gene Ontology annotation, cellular component: nucleus. Lineage: Eukaryota; Metazoa; Chordata; Actinopteri; Salmoniformes; Salmonidae. Gene Ontology annotation, molecular function: RNA polymerase II transcription regulatory region sequence-specific DNA binding; DNA-binding transcription factor activity, RNA polymerase II-specific.
UUCUGACAGCGAGGACAGCACCAGACGCUAUACUCUCGCAAGCGAUUCGAUUUUCCUGAGCUGGCCAGGCGGAGGUGUAUGGCCCCGUACCCCUUUGAGAUGAAUCCCGUUGGCCUACCGGGGUCUCCGUCCCACGAGAUUAAACUCCACCAGAAAGAACAGUCGGAUACGGAGUGUGAGGAACUUCAACCCAAAGAUAUGACAACCGACAAAGGAUACAAAAGUAAGACGAGCAGUCUUCCAUUCAGCGUCGAAUCAUUGAUUUCCAAGAAAACAACCUGCAGGACUUACUAUUCUUCUCCCUCUUCGGAUUCGGGUCUCGUUCAACCGAAGCCUGUGGCGGCGGCGGGGCAGAUCACCGAACAGUUUUCUCCAAGGACUUUUUACGUUGAGAGGAAAGUUUCCCCAGAAAGCUCGCAGAGCGUGUCCGACUGUCAGAAUGACGACAAUCAAGAUUUUUGCGAGAAAGACCAGAGCACUUGGUUCCAGACUUCAUCUUUCUCGACUCCCCCCCGAAGCUUAAGUCCACCUCCAUGUCCUUUAAGGAAACAUAAAAACAACCGAAAACCUCGAACGCCUUUCACUACCUCCCAGCUGCUCGCUCUGGAAAGGAAGUUCCGACAAAAGCAGUACCUCUCCAUUGCAGAGCGAGCCGAAUUCUCCAACUCCCUCAAUUUGACCGAGACCCAGGUCAAAAUCUGGUUCCAAAACAGAAGGGCUAAAGCCAAGAGACUUCAGGAGGCCGAGUUGGAAAAGUACAAACUGGCGUCGAAACCCAUGCUACCUGCCUUUGCUCUGCCAUUCCCCCUGGGAGCGCACAUGGGCUCUCCAUCUCUCUAUGGACAUUCAAACGCCUACCCCAGGCCCACUUUACCUGUUCCGGGACUCUUCGGUGGACCUGUCACCUAUGGAAUGUAUUAUUUGUCUUGACCUAGAUUGUGUAUUUACAUUUGAGAGAAUAUUAUAUGUCAUUUGUAUGUCUUCAAACAUGGUUGCAACACUUAACUUUACUCCCUGUCUGAAACAUGGAUAUAUCUUUUUUCCAGAAAGGCAAAAUUUCCCAGAAAGCCCAUAGGCCUUUAUUUGUCUACGCGACAGAGAUUAUUUUUUAGAUAUAUGUUGUAUACGCUCAUUAAAGUCAAAUAGGCCAAUACUUGUGGGACAUGUUCUCAUGCCUAGAUAUGCUUAGCCAAAUGUUGGCCACAUUGUUGAUUGAAGGAUGGUGAUUGCAAGAUAAUUUUAUAUCAAAGGCCUGUAGGCAUUAUUUUGUAUAUUUUCGAUAGCGAUGUCUGAUAGUUGAGCAAUUAUCAAUGGCCAAGUUGUUAAUGCACGUGAGGCCUUAAAACACAACCCGUUUGCCACUUGCAGCGUGUGUAAUUGAUCACUAGAUCUAUACAUUGUUUUGUAUCCAUUUCGAUUAUACACAAAGGGGGGCAUUAACAUUAAGUGUAUGUAAUUUAACAGGACUAGACAACGGCAAUAUCCUCGUGCAUAAUAUAUAGCCCUGUGCGCCAUGCAACGAAAAAGUACUUAAAAACAGCCUUAUUGAAAGUGCCUUCAAAUACCAACUAGGCCUAUUUUGAGCUCUCGAAAAGCUUACUUGAAUUGUAAAAUGUCUGUCAUUUGUUCAACAUUGACGAUUUUUCACACUCAAUUGUACGUGCAUACAAUUAUGAAGAAUCAUGACCCACAGAUUUAUGCAUGUGUACAUUUGCCGCAUUUCUUUCCAGUUGCAAGCUCUGUAAAUCCGGUUUAUUUUCAUGGUGUGAAAUAUUACUUUAGAAAACAAAUGUGCAUAAACGAUUUGUACUUUUUCACUAUGCGAGGCCUUAAGACCAAUUACAAAUGGGAUAUUUGUAUGAUAUAAAAUUGAUUUUAUUUUCAAGAAAUAUAAAUAAUAUCAUUGUAAAUAGUGUUCACGUGUCCUGCAACUCUGAUGGAAGAAGGCGCAGGAAUAUUGAUAUUUAUUAAAUAUCUCUGUAUCUGUACUGUGUACAUACAUGGUCUUAUUUUAAUUAUUCACUUAUACCUGUAAAAACUGAGCUCAGUAAAUAAACAUUAUAAUUUAAA